AUGCGCCUGUACCCGGACCUUAACCAGCUUUCCGCGGGGGAGCGCGUGCAGCAGCGCGUGAAGCGCAUGGGCGGCGACGUCCGGCAGCUAGUGGAGCAGCUGUGGGCGGAGGUGGAGGACAUGGAGCGCACGCGCAUGCAGACCCGGGCGGCACGGGCGGCAGGAACCGGGGGAGGAAGGAGCGGGGAAGCUUCCUCCGGGGUGGUUUCCUCUGGUGGUGGAGCGGGUAGUUCCGCCGUUACAUCUCCAGUUACAUAUGCCGUUUCAUCUUCCGACGCCAGAACUGUAACCCGCCCUGCGAAACCGAAGAGACCUGCCCCGCCCCUUGUUGCGCCGCCUGGCCACCCAGCGCGAGCCGCCGCCCAAUCCCUCGCUGCUCCCCCCGGUGGAACUUCACAAACGGACAAAAGCACCCGCCCUGCUGCGGUCCCGGUUGUGAUUCGGGCAGUACGACCGUCCCAGAUGUAUGGAGAGGCCGGGGUUAAAGACACGCUUCCCCCUGAAUUCAGAGGGGUGGGUGCAAUCAUAGAACCAGGCGUGAAAGUGAAGGCGAAGGUGCAAGAGAGGGAGGAAGUUCUGCCGUCGUUACAGAGGCCAGCGGGGUCUGGGCGGUUUGAUAAUGCUGCAGAGGCGAGCAAGGUCUCUUCUGACAAGGGCGUGCAAGGGGAGGCGAUGGGAGGAAAGGCGAAGAAGGCGAAGAAGGGGAAGAAGGGGAACAAGGGGAAAGAGGAGAGGGAAGAGGUGAUGCCCGUGUUGCAGAGGCCAGCAGGGUCCGUGCACGCGGUAGAGGCGAGCAGCACAGUGGUGGUUGAGAAGGGCGUGGAGGGGGAACGACCUGCAGAGAAGAAGAAGGACGAAAGGGAAGUCGUCCUGCCGGCGUUACAGAGACCAGUGGGGGGUUCAGGGGGGGCUGUGAGCGCUGACGAGGCCAGCAGGGUGCCUGUCAAGGGCACGACAGGGGAGACAAUGGAUGGGAAGACGAGGGAAAUGGCGAAAGAGGAGGAGAGGGAGCAAGUCCUGCCGGCUUUACAGAGACCAGUGGGGGGUUCAGGGGAGGCUCCUGGGACCAUCAGCAACCCCCAGGCUGUGACGCCUAUCCCCAAGGGCCUUCCCCCCGUUGUCACCCCUCCGCCUGUCGACCUGCGCCGCACCCAUCCUGAUUUCUUUCGCCCUCCCUUCCCCCCCAAACCCUGUUCUUUCCACCACUCCAGGCCUUCCAAGCCUGGGACCACCAGCAACCCCCAGGCUGUGACGCCUAUCCCCAAGGGCCUUCCCCCCGUCGUCACCCCGCCACCUGUCGACCUACCAGUCUCUCAGUCACUCACCCCUGUUCUCUCCCCCACUGCAGGCCUUCCAAGCCUCUGA
Molecule: messenger RNA, 1365 nt
Organism: Closterium sp. NIES-65
Lineage: Eukaryota; Viridiplantae; Streptophyta; Zygnematophyceae; Desmidiales; Closteriaceae
Source: the annotation of a GenBank genome assembly